UAAUGUUCUUGCUGGCACGAAAAUAUAUUUUUCAGGUGGUUGGAUUCAAAGUGCAAAUAGAUCAAUUUGGACACCAUCUAAUGAAUUUUAUCAUUUAGACGUAUCAACCGCUUUUAAAAUAAAUGAAGGUACAAUGCCUUGGGUAAAUCUUAGUUUAGGGUCAAUUAUUCCACCACAUUCCUGGAGUGCAUGUUCGCUUUGCGGACCCGAUAAUAAUACUUUAGUAAUUUUUGGUGGUGAUUUUGGUGCUACGAAUCCUGCAAACCUAGUUUUCACUUAUAAUCUAAAAACACUACAAUGGAACAAUCCAAUAACCCCUGGUCAACCUCCAAAUAAACAUGCACGUUCUGUUUGUGACUUUAAAACAGGAAAAAUGUAUAUGUUUUCUGGUUAUUUAAAUGUGGAAAAUGCUACUAUGGAUAUUCUUGAUACAAAAACACUAACAUGGAGUGUUGGUAAUGAUCUUGUAGUGUUAGAUACCGAGAAAUCGAUUUUUACUUGGUCAAAACCGAACGUUUCUACUCUUUCACCACUUUCACGUUGCUAUCAUUCAGCUACUUUGGUUGGUCAUUAUAUGAUUGUAGUUUUUGGAAGAAAUGGUAUUUAUACACCAUCUUUAACAAUGAAUGAAGUAUACAUUUUAGAUACAAGCGACAAAUUUGAUUAUAAAUGGAUUAAUGAAUUUAUACCUCCUACAACAUCCAAUGAUAAAACUGUAACAACAUUGAAUCUUACUCCAACUACUAACGCUAUAAAUUCUACGGCAUUAAUAGUCUCAACUUCAAUUUCAACAUUUCUAUUAGUUUUAGCAACUG
Racocetra fulgida is the source of this 815-nucleotide messenger RNA. The record is from the annotation of a GenBank genome assembly. NCBI's taxonomy places the organism in Eukaryota, Fungi, Glomeromycota, Glomeromycetes, Diversisporales, Gigasporaceae.